UAUCUAUCCUCCUCGCAGUUUUAGGGUUCACAGGAGCAAGGCUCUCCGCAGCGUCGACACCAGAAACAAUGGCUGUUCCUUUGAUUACCAAGAAGAUUGUGAAGAAGCGUGUGAAGCAGUUCAAGAGGACCCAAAGCGACUGGAAGAUCUCUGUGAAGACAAGCUGGCGCAGGCCCAAGGGUAUUGAUUCCCGUGUGAGGAGGAAGUUCAAAGGAUGUGUCCUCAUGCCUAACAUCGGUUAUGGUUCAGACAAGAAGACUCGCCAUUAUCUUCCUAAUGGGUUUAAGAAAUUCCUUGUCCACAAUGUCAAGGAGCUGGAAAUUUUGAUGAUGCACAACAGGACUUACUGUGCGGAAAUAGCACACAAUGUAUCGACUCAGAAACGGAAGGAGAUUGUUGAGCGUGCGGCACAGUUGGAUAUUGUUGUUACCAACAAAUUGGCUAGGUUGCGCAGCCAGGAAGAUGAAUGAUCAUUGGUGCAGAAUAUUAGAUGAUAUGUAUUUGUCUUGGAUUAUUCACUUUGCAUUAGGCGCAUCACAACUUUGGAUGUUUCAACUUUUGUGCCAUUUUUUGUUUUAAAUUCUAUGGUAUUGUUGCUAAAUUUUGUUGCUACUUUUAGCUAGUUACAAUGUUUGUUGGUUAUGUGUUGACUUGAUGCUUAAGCUAUGACAUUUCAUCUUUUUGAAAUAUAUCUGGUAUUUGUGGUGAUA
This is a messenger RNA of Camellia sinensis, 710 nucleotides long. RefSeq names its product large ribosomal subunit protein eL32z. Gene Ontology annotation, biological process: translation. The record is from RefSeq and is a predicted model, not a curated record. Gene Ontology annotation, cellular component: cytosolic large ribosomal subunit; ribosome. NCBI's taxonomy places the organism in Eukaryota, Viridiplantae, Streptophyta, Magnoliopsida, Ericales, Theaceae. Gene Ontology annotation, molecular function: structural constituent of ribosome.